GGGCUGGGCGCGGGCGGUGGCGUGAGGGGCUCCGGCGGAGACAUGUCCUCGGGGGUGGCCGCGCAUCGCGACGCCAAGAAGCUUGUGCGCUCGCCCAGCGGCCUGCGCAUGGUGCCGGAGCACCGCGCCUUCGGAAGCCCGUUCGGCUUGGAGGAGCCACAGUGGGUCCCGGACAAGGAGUGUCCACGAUGUAUGCAGUGUGACGCCAAAUUUGACUUUCUCACCAGGAAGCACCACUGCCGCCGCUGUGGGAAAUGCUUCUGCGACAGGUGCUGCAGUCAGAAGGUGCCGCUUCGGCGCAUGUGCUUUGUGGACCCAGUGCGCCAGUGUGCGGAGUGUGCCCUGGUGUCUCACCGUGAGGCCGAGUUUUACGACAAGCAGCUCAAGGUGCUCCUAAGUGGAGCUACCUUCCUUGUUACUUUUGGGGACUCAGAGAAGCCCGAGACUAUGGUUUGCCGUCUUUCCAACAACCAGAGGUGCCUGAUUCUGGACGGGGACGGCCAUCACGAAAUUGAGAUUGCACAUGUCUGUACUGUGCAGAUUCUCACAGAAGGCUUCACUCCCGGAGUAGAAAAAGACAUUCACACUUACACCAGCCUCCUGGGGAGCCUGCCUGCCUCUGAAGCAGGCAGCACUCGAGCCACAGGCAUGUUCCUGCAGUACACAGUGCCAGGGGCAGAGGCUGCUACACAGCUGAGGCUGAUGGCUGGAGAGGAUGCAAAUGGCAGCAAGAGGCAGGCAGCAGCAUGGCUGGUGGCCAUGCACAAGGCUACCAAGCUCCUCUAUGAAUCACGAGACCAGUAACUGCAAGGGAACUGAGCUCAGCACAUCAGGUUACAAAGUCCAAGCUGCUUGCCCUGCUUGAGCACUCAGGGCUCUGCUGUGUGUGUAAUUGGAAAUGCAAUUCAAGUAUCUGGAAGCAGAGUGUUCACUUACCUAGUGCAAUAUGUACACAGUUGAUUAACGCUUUAAAGAGCUUAUGUUGUAGCGUGUUGCUGGUACUUAUCAGGGUUGGGAGAAACUGCACUACAGUACUAAAUCAGUUUUAAUAUAACCUGUCCUGUGUUUAUAAAUGCCCAGGUUUAUGAGAUUUUUGGCCCUGUUCCCACAGAAACAAACUAGGUGGUGGCCAUUCAGGCCCCUGGUUCAGCGUUAGACCCUGCCUCUCUCCAGUAGCCCAUUUACAAUGCCUUCGCCUCUCCACUUACUGUCACGUAAGGGGAAGGUAUCACAGCCUUCUGUGUUUUCUACUUUGCACUUACUAUUUCACUUUAGUAAAAUGACUGUACAGUAAUUUGUAUAUAAAAUGUAUGAUUAAAACUUAUUUUG
Messenger RNA from Chionomys nivalis (European snow vole), 1329 nucleotides. RefSeq names its product zinc finger FYVE-type containing 21 (gene Zfyve21). The coding region runs from base 43 to 804 and encodes 253 amino acids. Gene Ontology annotation, molecular function: metal ion binding. The transcript is spliced from 8 exons. NCBI's taxonomy places the organism in Eukaryota, Metazoa, Chordata, Mammalia, Rodentia, Cricetidae. The record is from RefSeq and is a predicted model, not a curated record.